AUGCCUCUGGAUAGGAUAUAUGUGACCCGACAUGGGCACCGCUUAAACUGGACCAUAAACCUUGACAAUGGCACUUACCACUCCGUCUACCCCACUCCCACCGGCAUACCCGUCGACCCAACACUGACAGGCCCCGGUGUGCGGCAAUCGCAGGAGCUCGCUGCACACCUGAACAAUGAUGAAUUCUCCCCAAAGCCAUGUAGAGUCUACAGUAGCCCAUUCUACAGAUGUUUGCAAACCAUACAGCCAACAGUGGAGGCGCUGAAGGCCCGACAAGAGCGGGAAAGGAAGACUUUUAUAGAUUUGGAUGUGAGGAUGGAGAAUGGGCUUGGCGAAUGGUUCGGAUCCUCGUCAUUCUUCACGCACCCAGCACCCGCGUCGCCAGAAACGCUCCGCAUCCUCUUCCCCACCCUCCUCAACUCCCAAUACGAACCCCAUGUCUACCCGUUUGCCAACGGCGAAACCAUCUCCAUACUCCAUGACCGCAUCGCCACAACCCUCCAAGCUAUAAUCGCACAGGUUGAUGCUGAGCUCGACGAGUACGAGCGCGACAAUCCUGCAGAGCAGAAACAGAGCCGUGCCAUUCUGAUAUGUACUCAUGCUGCACCGUUGAUCGCGAUUGGCCGCGCGCUAACGGGGGAUAUGCCUGAGGAUACGUGCGUUGAGGACUUUAGGCCGUUUACGGCGAGUUUGUCGACGUUUGUGAGGAAGAGGAGGGAGGCCCGCGGCGGCGGCGGUGGAGAGGCGUCGGGGGAGGAGUUGUUUUCCGGAAAGGGGGUGCCGCAGUGGCAGGGCGGGAUCGGGGUUGGGGGUGGUUGGAUUUGCGUUGGAAAUGGGGACUGUGGGUUUUUGAGCGGCGGGGAGGAGAGGGGAUGGCAUUUUAACGGAGAGGAAGACUUCGACACAACGCCAGCUGCGGUGCUGACUGGUGCUGAAGGUUCCCCUGCGAAGUUAUGA
Paracoccidioides brasiliensis Pb18 is the source of this 957-nucleotide messenger RNA. RefSeq lists its product as uncharacterized. The coding region runs from base 1 to 957 and encodes 318 amino acids. The transcript is spliced from 4 exons. The record is from RefSeq and is a predicted model, not a curated record.